AUGUUUCUGAGAACUGUCCGAAGCCAGGCCGUGCGAGCAGCCGCCCUCCACCACACGGUGGCUCCGGCACUAUGCAUGCGGCCCGUGCUCCGAACACAGACAGUCGCGUUCUCGUCCACUCCCGUGACUCUGGGCAAGAAAAAGAAGGGCGGUAAGGAGCCCAAGGCUGCUGCCAAGGCCGCGGCCGAGGAGGCCGUCGAUGAGGAUCUGUUCAUGAUCGAGUGGAACAAGUUUGAGGACCUGUCUGCCAAGUCUGUGGCUGCGUUUGCCGCCAAGGCCAAGGAGAUCAAGGCCGGAAACAACUCGCCGGAUCUCAUCAACAACAUUGAGGUCAAAAUCAGCAAGGACGAGGUCUACCAGAUCAAGGACAUUGCCUCCGUGGCCCUCAAGGGCGGCCGAACGCUGUCCAUCUCCGUCUACGACCCUAGCCACACCAAACAGGUCACCGCCUCCAUUCUGGCGUCCGAUCUCAACAUGAACCCCCAGCCCCAGGCCAACUCGCCCCAGAUCCUCAACAUCCCCCUGCCCCCUCCCUCGGCUGAGAGCCGGGCCGAGCAGCAGAAGGAGCUCAAGGCGCUGUACAACGCCUUCAAGGCCGACAAGAAGCUGACUUCGGGUCUGGCUGCGAUCCGAGACGCCUUCAAGAAGGACCACAAGAAGAUGGCCGACCAGAAGUCGAUUGGAAAGGACGUGGUCAAGCGAGAAGACAAGAAGUUUGAGGAGUUGCAGAAGGCAUGGACCUCCAAGAUCGAAAAGGAGUUCAAGACCGUCUCCGACGAGAUUGCCAAGAAGUGA
Messenger RNA from Yarrowia lipolytica CLIB122, 795 nucleotides. RefSeq lists its product as uncharacterized. Gene Ontology annotation, biological process: translation. Lineage: Eukaryota; Fungi; Ascomycota; Dipodascomycetes; Dipodascales. Gene Ontology annotation, cellular component: mitochondrion. Gene Ontology annotation, molecular function: ribosomal large subunit binding. The record is from RefSeq and is a predicted model, not a curated record.